Styela clava is the source of this 6170-nucleotide messenger RNA. Its product is annotated as host cell factor 2-like. Lineage: Eukaryota; Metazoa; Chordata; Ascidiacea; Stolidobranchia; Styelidae. Gene Ontology annotation, cellular component: histone methyltransferase complex. Gene Ontology annotation, biological process: regulation of DNA-templated transcription; chromatin remodeling. The record is from RefSeq and is a predicted model, not a curated record. Gene Ontology annotation, molecular function: protein binding; transcription coactivator activity.
GUAGUUGCAGAGUUGUCUAUGUUGGCGUAUUCACUCCAAUGCGCCAUACGGAAAUACUUUGAAUCAAUAAAAUUCCAAAUUGUGCACUUAUGUGCUUAAAUUUUGAGGAGUAAUUUAUUAUUUUUGCAAUGAUGAAUGCGCCUCUGGUAAAAUGGAAGAAGGUUUCUAACUCUACAGGGCCUAUACCGAGACCUAGGCAUGGACAUAGGGCUGUCUCUAUCAAGAAUUUAAUGGUGGUUUUUGGAGGAGGGAAUGAAGGCAUUGUCGAUGAGUUGCAUGUGUAUAAUGCAGUCACAAACCAGUGGUUCAUUCCUGCCGUUCGGGGAGACACUCCACCAGGAUGUGCGGCGUACGGAUUCGUUUGCGAUGGAACAAGACUUCUUGUGUUUGGAGGAAUGGUAGAAUAUGGAAGAUAUUCCAAUGAUCUUUAUGAAUUACAGGCCAGUCGUUGGGAGUGGAAAAAGUUAGUUCCGAACCCUCCCCCCACUGGGCCGAUACCGUACCCAAGACUCGGACACAGUUUCACACUAAUUGGAAAUUUGAUUUAUUUAUUCGGUGGAUUGGCAAAUGACAGUGAUGACCCUAAGACUAAUAUACCAAGAUACCUAAACGACCUUUAUACACUUGAACUUUGCCCUGGGUCAGGGGUCACGGGUUGGAACGUUCCUGCAACCUACGGGGCUGCCCCUCCCCCUCGGGAGUCCCACACUGGCAUAUCUUGGACCGAUGGAGACGGGAUGGCAAAGUUGAUAAUUUAUGGGGGAAUGAGUGGCUGCAGACUAGGAGAUCUGUGGGUUCUGGAUAUUGAUACGAUGACAUGGACCAACCCGAAGAUAGGUGGUGUUCCCCCACUGCCAAGAAGUCUGCAUAGUGCAACACUCAUUAAAGACCGGAUGUUCGUAUUUGGAGGAUGGGUGCCUUUGCUAAUGGAGGAUUUGAAAGCUUUGAGCCAUGAAAAGGAGUGGAAAUGCACCAACACUCUCACAUCUCUCAACUUGAAGACAAGGUCGUGGGAGGCUCUAUCAUUGGAAAUGUUUGACGAGUCUUCCCCAAGAGCACGGGCAGGCCAUUGUGCUGUAAACAUUAAUUCUCGUCUCUAUAUUUGGAGCGGACGUGAUGGUUACAGAAAAGCGUGGAAUAAUCAAGUUUGUUGUAAAGACCUUUGGUUCUUGGAAACAGAAAGACCUGGAGCGCCAUCUAGAGUCCAACUUGUUCGAGCUUCAACAACAACACUCGAGGUUUCAUGGGGCGUCGUCCCGAUCGCUGAUGCUUAUCUUCUGCAAAUUCAAAAAUAUGAUGUCGGUAGUGGACCGCAGAAGGCACAACUGGCAAAAAAAAUUGAAGCAAAACCUGAGGCUACAAGUCUGGUCAACACUGCUCCGAGAUUAUCUUCUACUAUUACAUCACAAUCAUCAGCGUCGCACAUGAGUGGAAUCGCAGCUUUGGCAGCAGCGGCAGCUGCAACACAGAAAAUACCUGCAGUGAAAUCGAUUCCAUUGUCAAUGUUGAGCUCUAUGACUUCACAAGUCAGCACUCCCCAAAUUGCAAAGCCCCAACAAGUCACUAUGCUGCCAUCGAGUAUUAAAGUCAAUCCACCACUACCAACCGCUAUUCGAACAACUACAACAAUAUCGAAACCCCAGUUAACAUUUGUCAGGACCGCUACAAAACCUCUAACACCACCUGCUGGAACACGUCAAUUUAUUACAGUCAAGAAAGCACCUGGCCAGGUGGGGCAGAAAGUAACACAAGUUGUGACCACAGUUAUUGGAGGAGUCACAAAGACAAUAACAUUGGUAAAGUCUCCGAUAACAACUGGAAUGCCGAAGGUCACAGUGAUUCAGAAUCCACAGAACGGAAGCAAAGCGGCCCCGGGAACAUUUGUGAAACUCGUGUCGACCAGUGGGAUGGGAGGAACACCAAUUUCAAUUGUUACACCACAAUCAUCUCAACAAAGCUCUAUUAUCAAAACAAUUCCGAUCAAAGGUAUAACUGGUAACCAAGGGCAACAGAAGAUUGUUACCAUAACAACCAAAGUUCUAUCAUCCUCUGCAAAUACCAAUACGAAUGUUUUGGCAGCAAAUAAAGGGCAGCCGGUGGUCAUCAAGAGUGCAGGGGUCGGCGGAGUGACACCAAUGGUUAUUGGAGCUGAUGGAUUACCAAAAGGAGUAAAAUUGAUCUCAACAGGGGGAGGAGUCCAGAGAUUGGUUGUCGGUUCUCAACUGAAGCAAGAGGAACAAACUACAGCUCUGACCACAACAUCUGUAACUCCAACCACCACUGAAGCAGUUACCAAAGAGGAAUCAAAAGCUGCACCAACAGAAGCAUCAAGCAGCCAGCCUCCAAAAAGUCCUCCACAUGAGACGACAACUACGAAUCAGACAGAUUCUUCCACCACAUCGGUUGCCAAUAGCGAUGCAGACAACACGCAGACGACACCCUCUGGACAAAAUACAACAGUUUCCGAACAAAGCACACUUGCCCCCCCAGAAUGCAAGAGUCCUCCUCAUGAAACAACAACAACAAAUCAAACAGACUCAACAACAACCGCGACUGCUGGUGCCGAUCAGAACACUAGCACGACUAAUACAGUACAGGGAGCGUCAAUGGCCACUGGGACAGUUACAAGUCAACCAGCGUCACCUCCCCAUGAAACUACAACAACUUCGCAAACUGAUUCAACCACAACCAUUGCCGCCGGUAACCUGGAAUCUGGGACCACGGCAACGACUUCAUCUGUACAAGGUGUUGCCAUGGCAUCUCAGCAAAACACGACUCAGCAAUCUUCUUCCAAAGAUGUUCCCAUGGAAACUAGUGACCCUCAAAACAUGACUCAGCAGAUACCAUUAGUGCCAACAUCAUUGCCCGCAGAUUUCAUGUCAGCAGACCAUGGUUCAGCAAAAGAAACCACCGAUAAAGAACAGACACAAGGUGGAGUGGGCAAGCCUGUUGCUAUGGAUACAGCAGAAGCACCAUCUGUGACAUCACAGUCAAUCCGAGCACCGGUGUCAUCUUCUACAGACAGUGUGCCACUAACAGAUAGUACUAUGACAUCACCAUCGCAGAGUGUGAUGUCAUCAAAUCCUAUUUUGACAUCGGCACAAUCCACAUCAUCUUUUACUAACGCUUCGGCCUUAAUGCUCUCUGCUGCAGCUAUGAUAUCUGGAGAGCGAGCGCCCACUACCAAUGUUACCCCUACUCCUCAAAUUACCCCAGCUACACAGCCCCCGACUUCGAUAACAAAUGGUACCCCCACCCCUGUUAAAAAAGAAAACCAGUGGCUGGAUGUAGCAAUAACAAAAUCCACGUCUUUUACGGUCGAUCAUUAUCUUUCUCCUGAUACUGAAGGAGCUCCAACUGAGAAUCUUGUCAUGUUCCCUGAGGAGGGUGGACCAUGGAUGGUUCGUGUUCCCCUUGUUCCAGGGACUGCUUACAAGUUCAGGGUAUCUGCAAUAAAUACGUGUGGGAGAGGUUCAUUCUCUGAAGUAUCUGCUUUUAAAACAUGCUUGCCAGGUUUUCCUGGAGCUCCCUCCGCUAUUAAAAUUAGUAAAUCACAAGAGGGCGCAUCAAUAUCUUGGGAACCGCCAUCGAGUGUUAACGGAGCGAUUGUCGAAUAUUCUGUCUACCUGGCUGUGAAAGGAACAAAUCAAGCUAAACAAAACAAUAUGCAGUUUGUCAGGGUCUAUCUUGGGGAAUCACCUAGAUGUAUAGUGUCACACAACCAGUUAAGUUCAGCUCACAUAGACUGCUCUAGCAAGCCGGCGAUUAUUUUCAGGAUUGCAGCGAAGAAUCAGAAAGGGUAUGGACCUGCGACACAAGUUCGUUGGUUACAAGAUGUAUCUAAAGUUGACACAGCCAGACAAGCCUUCAAGAGAAACCCUGGAUAUGCUGAUAGUGGAACAGUGAAGAAACAGAAAGUUGGCAGUUGAUGAUGUUGUCAUAAAAGUAUUAUGAUGUCACACUCUAUUUACUAUGAUGUCACAAUGAAGAUAAUAUAUUGCAGAUGACAAAGACGAUAAAAAAUAGUUCAAGAACAGAGAAUUUCAUCUCGUAUUUUUUUUACAAUUUGUUGUAUUGUCAUUACUCCCUCUAGUGACAAUAACAUAUAUUUGCGAAGAUGCAAGAAUAGACGAAAUUAUCAUCUCGUAGCGGGCGUUUAUUUUAUUCAUCCCAAUUCAAGAUAUGAACAACACCUAAGCAAUUCAAGAAGCAUUCCGCCAGAGAAAAUCGUCCCCAAAAUCUCUUUUUUAUUAGAAAUGAGUGGAAUAUUACUCUCUUGCUUCAAUUUGUAAUUGAUGACAUUUCCUCGGGACCUGUUGUAGGCCCAGUAAAUAACGCCAUGCUCAUUUUGAAAAACUUCCAGGGACCUUGUUGAGAAACGCUGAUUUGAAAUACUGCUCGAUAAUUCAAAUAGAUUUGUCUAACCAACAUCAGCCUUUUCCUCACUAAACUUUGGUCGGAUUGAACUUAACAGAAAUACAUUUGCGCUGUUGAUAUGUCUGUGUGUAAUGCAAGAAUGAUGUAAUAAAAGUUCAAGAGUCUGCAACUCAAAUAUAUUGCAUUAUGACAUGUUACAGAAAUACAGAGUGUCCAUAAAGUCCCUUUACAAUUUCAAUUUUGAUAUGAAGUCGGUUCUCAAUAUAUCUUAACUAGAUUUGUUGUUUUUUAAUCAGUAAUUGUUUAAGUAUUUUUACUUCAUUUAAUACAUCUGUGAGGGUUAAAACAAUAUAUGGUUAUCGAUGAAUUCCAUUUGCCAUUUUAAGACUUAAUGGACACCCUUUAUGUUUAUGUACAAGAUUCCUGAAUUGCAUAGGAUAGUCAUUUUAACUCUUGUUAUAGCAUCUUUGCAUUAUACACAUACUGACCCACAAGUGCAAAAGGGAGUAUAAGUAAAUAAUUGGUGUUGUGCAACCCCGAUCGAUAUUUCCAAUAAUUUCAUUUUGUUCAUAUUCAUUUCAUUCUUUUUGUUAUAUAGACAGCAGGGAAGACAUUUAUUAUUAUUCUAUUAUUAGUAAGAGUGAGCUGCCUGUAUUUUUCUUGUAAAUAAAUGCUAUGGCCUAUUUGGGAUUAAAUUGGAGAGAAUUUACUUAACAUUUUUUAGGUGUCAAUAUCCUGAUUGUGCUGUCUGCAUGUUACCAGACCAGUGCUCCAAGAGUUGCAGACUUGUAUGUAAAAGAUCUAAAGUGAUAAUUUUUGCAAUGUCAUAAAAUUUAGAUAUUCAUUCAUCUGAAACAAAUAACUGGUGAACUAAUUUCACACCCGACUGGACUGGUAACUGGACAAGAGUCCGUGGUUUGCCAUAUGAUUAAGUCAUUUUCCUCUCUCCGGGGGUUCUCAUUAAUUCAUUCUCGUAUAAUCUUGAAAGAUAACUCCACCCCCAUAUAUGUUGUCUGUCUCUCUCUCUCUAAGGAACCAGAAACACUGGUCCUAACAAAAAUAGUAGUUCAAUGGCUACUUGCCUUCAAAUAUUUGGAUAAGUCUUUCAACAUACUCUCAAACUUGUUUCGAUACAGAGGUGAAAUUAUCAGUAAACGAGAUGAUAAAAGAUAGAAUACGGAGAUAUUGUGCAGGAAACUACUGCUUUAUUGUUAAUAAUUUUGAAAAUGUACAAUUGCUACUGUGGGAAAUAUUUUGAUGAUCCCAGAGUGUUUGUACCACUAUGGGGGUAACUAAUUUUGUUCACCUGUAAAGGAACUGAAACCUAUAUGCAGGGAUAUAUCCACUUGGCUAACACAGAUAGUCAAAUUGAACUAAAAUAGGGAAAAUCGGAAUUAAAUUAUGGCCUAACCCUAACCUGGUACAAAGUACCAAAAAUUUGCACCAGCUUCAGAGCUCUGAUACCAAAUUCAUCGUCAAGAGAAAGGUCCUAACGACAUCCUGCGCAAGUCAAAAAAUAUCAUUUUUUAAAAAUUUAUUGGUAAUAUUCCGGAAUUUAGAUUUUGUCAUAAAAUAAUGAAAAUUGUGAGAUUUACUAUUAGGAGUGAAAAAUGACUGGAGGUGUGUCUUUAUUAAAAAAAUCCAUACUCCAGUUGGUCCUGUUCUUCUAGUGGCCGAUAUUGUACGUGAAACUACUCUGCCUUAUUGUUAUAAAUGUGAUAUUUUGAAAAUGUUCGUUUUCCUCCGUUUCUUUUUCAAACUUUCUUGAGUAAUAUACAGAUUUUUUUCACUGA